This is a messenger RNA of Branchiostoma belcheri (Belcher's lancelet), 1326 nucleotides long. Its product is annotated as protein mago nashi homolog. Gene Ontology annotation, biological process: RNA splicing. The record is from RefSeq and is a predicted model, not a curated record. The coding region runs from base 51 to 494 and encodes 147 amino acids. Lineage: Eukaryota; Metazoa; Chordata; Leptocardii; Amphioxiformes; Branchiostomatidae. The transcript is spliced from 5 exons. Gene Ontology annotation, cellular component: nucleus; exon-exon junction complex; catalytic step 2 spliceosome.
AGACGACGCGACUUUGAGCCAACAUCCGGGAACUUCAGAGCUAGUCCAACAUGGCUUCCAACGAUUUCUAUCUCCGCUACUACGUCGGACACAAAGGGAAAUUUGGCCACGAAUUCCUCGAGUUUGAGUUCAGACCAGAUGGUAAGCUGCGAUACGCAAACAACUCCAACUACAAGAAUGACACCAUGAUCAGAAAAGAGGCAUAUGUACACAAGAGUGUGCUACAGGAGUUGAAGAGAAUCAUUGAGGACAGUGAGAUCAUGCAGGAAGACGACACACUGUGGCCACCACCAGACAGAGUAGGAAGACAGGAGCUGGAGAUAGUGUUGGGGGACGAGCACAUCUCAUUCACAACAUCCAAGAUCGGUUCUCUCAUCGAUGUCAACAACUGCAAAGACCCUGAAGGCCUGCGUGCAUUCUACUACCUGGUCCAAGACCUCAAGUGUCUGGUGUUCUCUCUCAUCGGCCUUCACUUCAAGAUCAAACCCAUCUAGACUGGCUUAUUUCUUAGUACGUUAAGAUGUAGUGUGUAGCAGCUGGUCUUAAACUUAAAAGGAGUCUGUAGGAUUUUUUGUCAUUUGUUCCUAUGAGCCUUUUAUUCUCAUGUCCGUGCAUUGGCCAAGUUGGACUUUUGGAGUUGAAUGAACUGGAGCCCUGUCUAGGAAUUAUCUGGGUAAAAGUCCAUCAUACUUAGCAUCACCAACAAAAUAUGUAAUAGUAACCAUUUGGAGCCCAAAUCCUACAAACUCUUUCAGUGUCCUUUGAAAAUCCAUGGGUACCCAUGGCAAGUCUGUAAAGGAAACUGUACAUUAGGCCUUUUAUUUCUGUGAAGUUUUUUUUUUUUUCACAUGGUGUUGAUGUAUUAUUUGUUAGCAGGCAGAUGUAAGGGGAGAAGUCAGAAAAGAAGUGUAACAGGCAGACAGGAAUGUUGUAGAGCAGAUUGAAAAACUGCCAUGUAUUAAAAUGGUUAUAAUGUAAAGACUUUCAUGCAUUUGAAGACUCUGGCAAGAAAAUCAAUGUUAUGUAUCUGGCACUUUUGAAAUGCACUGUAUAACUUAUGUCUUCAGUUGAAUUGAUUUUGUCAAGACAACAGAAAUAUACUUUGCGAUCAUUGUUAUCAUUUUCCUUUCUAUAGUCAUUACCGAACAUUUUCUUUGUCUUGCGUACAAAGACUAAUCUAUAACCACAAAAGCAUUUGAAAGGAACAGGAUGAAGUUUUUCACAUUGCACAUAAGAUUUUACAGGUAGUCUUGUAUUCAGAUGAAAAAGUGUAGUAUGUACAGUAUACUCCAUGUAUGUACAAAAUAAACAUCAUUCCUUCACUUU